CUAACGUUUAGAUAAGAAUUCAAAACUUUUCGAACAUCACAGCUGCCCGCGAGGUUUUGCUUUGUAUUAUUUUCGAACAAAAUCAGGUAAUUCUUUACAUUCAACAACUUUCUGGAUGUUCUCAAUUAAAAACAUUGUCAUAAAUUCUAUAAAAAGGCCAACACUCUCAUUAUUAUCAAGUCGAAUGUCAGCAACAUCACCAGAAGCUAAGAAAAUGAAAAUUGCAUCAAAUACAAUCGGAACACAUUCAGGAACAUUUCAUUGCGAUGAGGUUCUUGCGGUUUUUAUGUUAAGAAAUCAUCCAGAAUUCAAAAGCCACGGAUUAUUGAGGUCUAGAGACCAAAGUUUAUUAGAUCAAUGUGAUAUUGUUGUGGAUGUUGGUGCUGUUUAUGAUCCAUCAAAGAAAAGGUACGACCAUCAUCAGUCGACAUUUCAAGAGACAUUUUCAUCAAUUCGAUCAGAUUUUGGAGAUAAAUUUGGAAAUAUUAGACUCAGUUCUGCUGGCUUAGUCUACGUCCAUUAUGGUGAAAAAAUCAUCACAGAAGUCCUCAAGCAAUUUGACACAACAUUGACGGACAAUCAACUCAAAAGUGUCUUUAGUAAAAUUUAUUCUGGAUUUAUACAAGAAAUUGAUGCAAUUGACAAUGGAGUUCCUCAAUUUGAUGGCGAGCCAAAGUAUCGAGUCAAUUCUCACCUUAGUAGCCGAGUGAAAUCAUUCAAUCCUGACUGGAUGGACGACAAAACACCACAAGAAAUUGAUGAGGCAUUUGAGGAAGCUGUCAAGUAUGUCGGUAAUGAAUUUAUUGAAAAAAUUAAAUUUUUCGCACUUUCGUGGCUGCCUGCAAGAAAGAUUGUAGAGGAAGCUGUUCAAAAUCGACUUAAUGUCCACGACAGUGGAAGUAUUAUUGAACUUCAUAGAUUCUGUCCAUGGCAAGAGCACUUAAGGGACAUUGAGAAAGAUCAUGGAAAUGUUGAAAUUAAAUUUGUCAUUUUCAAUGGCGGUGGUAGAGACAACGAUUUUCGUGUUCAAGCAGUUCCAGUUGAACAAGGUUCAUUUGUGUGCCGGAAGUUUAUCAACAAGAAAUGGUUUGGAUUGAGAGAUGAGGAGCUAGAGAAAGUAUCAGGAAUUAAAGGAGGAAAAUUUGUUCAUGCAACUGGAUUUAUUGGUGGGAAUCACACUAGAGACGGUGCUCUUGAAAUGGCUAUAAAGUCACUUGUUGAUGAUGAAUAAAUGUUGAAAGAAAACAAUAAACUAAAAUUUUCUAGUAAAAUUG
Messenger RNA from Chironomus riparius, 1274 nucleotides. Lineage: Eukaryota; Metazoa; Arthropoda; Insecta; Diptera; Chironomidae. The record is from the annotation of a GenBank genome assembly.